GCCAUGGACCUGACGCUGAUGCGGGCGCGGCUGCAGGAGAAGCUGAGCCCGCACUACCGCAGCCCCGAGGAGUUCGCCCGCGACGGCUGGCGCCUGCUGCGCCAGUUCCACCGCCUCACCGAGGACAAGGCGGACGUCCAGUCCAUCCUGGGGCUGCAGCGCUUCCUCGAGAGCCGCCUCAGCGCCGUCUUCGGGGACCAGAAGUUCUCCCGGCUCCUGGUGGAUCCCGAGGAAGCCCUGGAGGUGCCUCCAGGCUCCUGAUGGCCCCUCCCGGGGGGUGAAAGCCCUCCCAGCACCCCCGUUUGCCCCCCCAGGGGUUCGGGUUCCCCCCAGAGCCCCCCGGGAUGUGGGGGUGUCCCUGUCCCCCCUUUUCCUGGGGUCACGUGGGAAAAUAAACUCCUGCCUUGGUCUCCUG
Molecule: messenger RNA, 415 nt
Organism: Lonchura striata (white-rumped munia)
Lineage: Eukaryota; Metazoa; Chordata; Aves; Passeriformes; Estrildidae
Source: RefSeq, a predicted model, not a curated record